Salvia hispanica is the source of this 1610-nucleotide messenger RNA. RefSeq names its product F-box protein At3g07870-like. Gene Ontology annotation, molecular function: protein binding. The record is from RefSeq and is a predicted model, not a curated record. Lineage: Eukaryota; Viridiplantae; Streptophyta; Magnoliopsida; Lamiales; Lamiaceae.
UUUCGAACCAUUUUUUCACACACGGAGACGACUGCAGCGGCGCCGCUCUCACCAACCGCCGUCUCCACCACAUUUUCCACCAGAAGGGUGUUAUUAAGUUGAGAGAUGAAAACUGCUGAUAAUUCCAAAAUGGGUGAAGAUUUCUUCAAAUAUCUACCGUCAGAAAUCAUCGUAUUAAAUAUCUUCUCAAGACUCCCCACUCGAGCAGCUAUGGCCUGCAAGUGUGUUUGUAAGCCAUGGCUCGGUAUGCUCACUACUCCUGAGUUUGUGAAUUUGCAUAUGUCUAGAUCAGUCCCGACCAUUGCUAUUGAAACACACUCAAAGUGUUACGAUAUCAUUGAAUUUGGGGACGAGCUUGACCUCAACUUUGAUGAACCAAUUCCAUGUGGUGUAGACUACCUCUUCUUACUCUGUUUUGAUGGACCAAUUCAUAGUAUGCCUAAUGAUUUUGAUAAGGAGCAUCGUUGGGACGUAACCUUCAACUUCCGUCUCCCUUUUGGUGGACCAAUUCGUAGUUCUGCUAAUGGUUUGAUCUUUCUAAGAGAAUUUGAUCGUAAUGAUGAUCUUAUCCUGUGCAAUCCAGUCACACGUGACUAUCUCAAGCUCCCUUUUCCUCAACAAACCUCUCCAAAAGUUCCGAAUGCCAUGGAUAAUUUUGGAUUUGGAGUGAGUGGAACGACUGGACAAUAUAAGGUGGUCAGGAUUUUCGCUGAAACACCACAACGACGAGAGGGUUUCAGAAAUUCUUGCCAAGUCUACACAGUUGGAACCGGAUCGUGGAGAAAUGUUCCCUUUGGUAAGCCGCUCAGGGUUUGUGACGACAUUGGAGGGGUACAUCUAAAUGGAAAUCUUUAUUGGAUGGUAGCGAAAACAACAAGAGGCUUUUGUAGAUGGAUUUCUUGCUUUGAUCUUGAAAUGGAACUUUUUAGCACCUUCGCUGCACCUCCUCCUCGUGGUAGAGAUUUUCUCUACGGUAGGUCACUCUGUGUUUUGAGGGGUUGCCUUUGUGUAAGCGACAUUUCACACAAUGGGCGCGAUGAGAACGACAAUCCAAAUGAUGGGCAUGUUAUAAUAUGGAUGUUGAAGGGAGAUGACAACAGUUGGACAAAGAUAUUUUUCAUCACCGGACUUGAACGAUCUGCUGGUUUAGGUAAUGUUUGGCCGAUUAUAAUUUUAAAAAAUGGCGAUGCAUUGAUAGAAUGGGACGAUGGCAUGAUAUUCUUCUACUCCCACAAGAGGAGAAAGUUUGACUGCGAGAUCAUGUCUCUAGACGGUCGUGAACCGUUCACCUCUACGAUCAUGUAUGCCCCGAGCUUUGUCUCUCUCAAGAGUUUUGCGACGGAGAAUGUAAGCUCAUUUUGAGUUGUGACUCUGUAGUUUCUUUCAUGUGUGAUGGUGAAAUGCAUGAAUGCUACCUCUUUUGCCAAGAUAAUAGUAUUACUAGUUAGUUUCUUGGGAUUAGGCCUAAAACCAUUUGGUAUUGUGCUUUGCAGAAAUUGUUGUUAUACAUGCCAAAUGUACCAAAUUAUUUUUUGUGGAAUGGAUUAGGGAUUAGGCCUAAAUUCAAUAUUGUAAUAUUAGGAUUUCAUAAUGAAGACUUGCAUUGAUGU